Molecule: messenger RNA, 757 nt
Organism: Lotus japonicus
Lineage: Eukaryota; Viridiplantae; Streptophyta; Magnoliopsida; Fabales; Fabaceae
Exons: 2
Coding region: 177-350 (57 amino acids)
Source: RefSeq, a predicted model, not a curated record
AAGGUUGAAAGGUGAACCGAACCCCUAUUCUCUUCUCUUCUCUUCUCUUGUCUUGUUGGGUGGCUGCUCCUGCUGGACUGGAUCGCUUCUUUGAUCGAAACGAAGCGAAACGAAAAGUGAUCCUUGCUAAAGUGAUCUCUCACUAACAGAAAUUCAGAGGAAGCCUUCAAGCAACUAUGGGUAUAAUCAAGAGUUGCUUCUCUUUCAUAACAGGGACAGUCUGUGGUGUUUACUUGGCCCAGAAUUAUAAGCUUCCCGACAUCACCAAGGUAGCUGACACUGCCUUGUUCAUGGCGAAAAUCAUUGAGGAAAGCUACCGCAAACCCAAGAAGAGGGAUGAUGAUGAUUAGUUCCUAAAUAUCACUGUAUUGGAAUCAGGUUCUUUCUUCGGUUUUUACAAUCCUGGAUUAUAUAGGAUUAAAUAUCUUAACAAAGCUUAACACAAAUUUUUUCGAGAAACCAAAUUAGUAGAAGAUUUUCAUGGAAGCAUUAUUUUGUCCUUUUCAAGGGAAACAUUCUCAUUCUUGUGUUGUCUUGCUUGCUCCAAAUCUUACACUAAGACACAAGUUAAAGAAGUGUUCUAGAGUCAGUUUCUUAGAUCUUGGAAGAUGAGUUAGCUUCAGGCCAGAAACAUGUGUCACGGUCAUCAAAGUUGUAUUUAACACUCAUUUAUAUACCCCUAAUAACAAAAAAAAAUUGUAAUACCAUUCAUUAUCUGAUGCGGUUAAUGAUACAAUCUGGUUGGAGUUUCUUAUCA